AUGAACCUGCGUCGCGGGGGCAAGGGCGGGGCCGGGCGCGCGAGGGCACCGCGCCAGCACCAGCAGCACGGCGCCGCCGACCUGCCGCCCGUCAAGUUCGACGGAGACUUCGACUUUGAGAGCGCCAACGCGCAGUUCAAUCGCGACGACCUCGACCGGGAGUUCAACAACAAGCUCAAGAUCAGGGGUGAGCGGGCGGGCGGAACCGCCCGCGGCAGAGCCGACCAACGCCGAACCCGCCCGAGACGGCGGGCGGUGGCGGUGGCAACGCGGCGACCGACGGGGGCUGCUGAUGAUGCCGGCGGCAGCGGCGGCGGCGGCGGCGACGAUGACGACGAUGGGCCGUCCAAUUACUACGACCGCACCAAAUCCUUCUUCGACAGCAUCUCCUGCGACAGUUCCCUGGGCCGCCGGCGGACCACGUGGGCGGAGGAGCGCAAGCUGAACACGGAGACAUUCGGCGUGACCCUCCGCUCGCCGUGGGGACGUGGGGGCGGCUACCGGGGACGCUGGGGGGGCGGCGGCGGCGGCGGCUUCCAUCGGGGACCCCGGGGUGGUUGGGGCCGCGGUGGUGGCGGUGGUGGCGGUGGUGGCGGUGGUGGCGGUGGUGGCCGAGGAGGUGGACAGGGAGGGGACAGGGAGGGGGAGGACCCCUCCUGUCGUCACACCUCGGUGCUGGGGCGAGGCAGCAGAGGGGGGCUGGAGGCGGUGGAGGCGGUGGUGGAGGCGGUGGAGGCGGUGGUGGCGGUGGGGGUGGUCAGGCUGGUGGACGUCUGUGGGUGGACCCCUCGGCGCAGAGCACUGGCCGAGUGUUGUCGUGAUCACCCGUCCCUCCCCUAGUGGACAACAACAACAACAACAACCAACUCCCUGUGUCGCUCGCUGCCUCUCGCCGCUAUGAGUCUCACCGACGUCCCUCACUGCCCCCCCUCAGGGGGACCCCCCCACCAACUGUCACUUCCCACUGCGGCGUCCCUCACUGCCCCCCCCAGAGGACCCCCCCCCCCCUACCAACUGACUGUCACUUCCCACUGUGACGUCCCUCGCUGUACCCCCUCAGGGGACCCCCCACCAACUGACUGUCACUUCCCACUGCGACGUCCCUCACUGCCCCCCUCAGGGGGACCCCCACCAACUGUCACUUCCCACUGCGACGUCCCUCACUGCCCCCCUCAGGGGGACCCCCACCAACUGUCACUUCCCACUGCGACGUCCCUCACUGCCCCCCCUCAGGGGGACCCCCACCCCACCAACUGUCACUUCCCACUGCGACGUCCCUCACUGCCCCCCCUCAGGGGGACCCCCCCACCAACUGUCACUUCCCACUGUGACGUCCCUCACUGCCCCCCCUCAGGGGGACCCCCCCACCAACUGUCACUUCCCACUGUGACGUCCCUCACUGCCCCCCCUCAGAGGGACCCCCCCCCACCAACUGUCACUUCCCACCUCGACGUCCCUCACUGCCCCCCCUCAGGGGGACCCCCCUACCAACUGUCACUUCCCACUGCGGCAUCCCUCACUGCCCCCCCUCAGA
Molecule: messenger RNA, 1534 nt
Organism: Petromyzon marinus (sea lamprey)
Lineage: Eukaryota; Metazoa; Chordata; Hyperoartia; Petromyzontiformes; Petromyzontidae
Source: RefSeq, a predicted model, not a curated record